Molecule: messenger RNA, 3085 nt
Organism: Vespula pensylvanica (western yellowjacket)
Lineage: Eukaryota; Metazoa; Arthropoda; Insecta; Hymenoptera; Vespidae
Product: sodium channel protein Nach-like
Exons: 10
Coding region: 1083-2879 (598 amino acids)
Biological process (GO): sodium ion transmembrane transport
Cellular component (GO): membrane
Molecular function (GO): ligand-gated sodium channel activity
Source: RefSeq, a predicted model, not a curated record
UUCUUUUUUUUUUUUGAUCCGACGGAUAUGCGACAAAUUAUACGAUAUUAUCUUCCACCUUUACUUUUGUAAUUAGAUCACUCUCUAAUGGGAAAUCUAAUAAAGCUGAAAUUUCAUCGACAUCGUUCCGUCAAUAUAUUUCAAACAAUAAUAAUUCGAAAUAAGAAAGCGAUCUAUGUCGGAUUCGUUUUUGUAAACUUCGAAUUAAAUUUAAUUGAACAUAUGUAUUUGUAUAUUGUUUAUUAUUUUAUGGAGUACGCGCUUUGUCUAUUAAAUCAAAAAUUGAAACUUUGUAUGUUAGGGUAAUUGAUCAGUCAUAUCGAACGUAUAUAUAAUUCUGUAAAUUGUUACUAUAAUAUCAUUUGUCUUGUUGUAGAUAAUUUUUAUUCAAUUUAUAUAUAUAUAUAUAUAUAUAUAUAUAUAUAUUUGCAAUUUUUCGGAAUUUUUAAUAACGAUUUCGAUAAUGAUUUUAAUUUUAAAUUAUAAAUAUAGCCGAGAUGAAAUGCAUUAAUUUUUGCAUGUAAUAAUCGAUCAAAGUUUGUAUGUGUGUGUGUGUGUGCGUGCGCGCUUUUUUUCUACAUCAACACGAUUUCUGCUAAAAAUCGAAAAGGCGAGUUAUAUAAAAAUGUUUUAUUUGAGACAUGUGAAUUUAUCGAUAUAUACAAUACACGGAUAUAACAAAAAAAAAAAAGUUUGAUUCAACGAAAGAAACUCCUUCUUGCGUCCUUAUCUCGAACGAACCGAUCGAUCGAUCGAUCGAGAUUGUUGUAACUCGACUUUAAAUGGGGACAUUGUAAGUGAUAUGAAUCAUUAAAAUAAAAAAUUUACGAUUAUGGUAACGAAUGAAUGUUUGUUAUAAAGAGUUAUUCGCGUGACCGACUCUUUUUACACGCAAACAUAAAAUUAUUUACCUGAUAUUCAUAUCUCCUUUCGUUUUAAAAUAAUUAUAGUAUGUAUAUAUAUAUAUAAUAAAAAACCGACGAAAGAUUAUUCAAAUUCAGUUUAACGAAGCAACUCAAUCGCGAAGUAGUCCCGAAGUGAUCCCGUUUGAUUUAGAGAAAACAUUAUAUUUCGAAUAAAUUAUGAAGAUAUUAAAUUCAAUUAGAGGAAGAUGGAAGUUCGUUGGAAAGUUUGGUGCGUUGAAACGUAUAAGAAAUGUCUCUAUUAAUAAAAAUAAAAUGAUCGAUUCGUUCCUCGAAAGCAUCAAUACAAAUUAUACGAACAAUAUACGUUUUUAUCAACAUCCAGUAGAGAAAAUCAUCUGGUUAAUUGUUUAUAUAAUAGCGAUAAUCAGUAUGUCAUUUAUAAUAUUUGACAUGACUUUGGAAUAUCAAGAUAGUCCAACAGUAACUACCGUCGAAACCAAUAAAUAUCCGAUACAAGAAAUUAAUUAUCCGGCUAUAUCUAUUUGUAAUAUCAAUAAAAUUAGUUUAUCGUACGCUAUCGAUCUCGCGGAAGAACUCUUGGAGUUUAAAACCACAACGUAUAAUUUUAAUUUGACCGUCGAAGAAUUAACAAGUAUGAUAAUUAUCAUGGGUAAUUUUUAUCAUUUCGAUAUUAAAGAGGACGAAUUGAAACAAGCAUAUUCGUUGCAUACUAUACUUGAACGUGGAUAUAAUGGUUAUAAUGUUGAAAGAAUAAUGAAAAGGUUAUUACCAAGAUGUAGGUCGAUUUUAUGGCAGUGUUCUUGGAACGGUAAGGAUCAAGAUUGUAACGAAAUAUUUUUUCUAAAAAAGACGAGCGACGGCCAUUGUUGUACAUUUAAUUCCGCACGACGCUUUAAUGAUUUCGACGACACAGAUUCUUUUAUAUUUGCAUCUAAAACGGUAGAACGUUCGAAGGAAACUGGUUCAGAAUAUGGAUUAUCUGUUUUAUUAAAUCCUCUUUUAUAUGAUUACACUUACAAACUUCUUCCGAUAUUGGGUUUCAAGAUAUUGAUAUAUUCAUCUUUUGAUUAUCCUAACACAUUUAAUGGUGGAGUACGAGAGAUCUUUGUUCCCCCGAAAGUAGAAAUGUUCUUGAAUUUGAACGCGUUUAGCUUUUAUUCGAUGCCAGUAAGUCGUGAUAAUAAAUUAAAGAUAUUGAAUAAAAUAGAUUCACUUUUAUUACAGGACGUUAUAGACUAUGAUAUCAAUCAAAGGGAUUGCUUAUUUAGCAUGGAACAAGCCAAAAAAUUCGGAGGAUAUUAUUCGUACACGAAUUGUAUAUCCCAUUGUCGUACACUAGAUAUUAUUUCCUUUUGUAAAUGUAUUCCUUUCUUUUAUUUGGUCACUCCAGAUAUGGCUGACGUAAGAAAUUGUAAUCUCAAAGAUUUACUAUGUUUGAAGAAGUAUAGAGAGAGAUGGUUACAUCUGGAACCUAGAUAUGAAAAAUUCAUGGAACCAUUUCAUGAAACAAAACUUCCAGAUGGAUCUUGCUGUAUAACUUGCAAUUGUCUUCCAUCUUGCGAGGACAUCACAUAUACCGUGUCUACCAGUGAUAUUCCAUUAAAUAUUCCGUAUCUAUAUUGGAAUAGGAAAAAAACUCGUAUAAAUAAUCACAGCUUAGUACAUAUCUAUUUUGGAUCAUCUGGUACAACGAGAAUAAGACAAGAUAUGCUUUUGUAUUGGUACGAACUCAUGAGUAAUUAUGGAGGCAUCUGUAGUUUCUUUUUGGGCAUUAGUAUAAUAAGUUUGAUCGAAAUGCUUUACUUUUUUAUUAUACGUCGUAUCAAAUCCGAAUCACCACCAAUAAUGACAACUAAUUCGGCAAAUAAUGUUAACAUUAAAACAAUUAAUAUCGAGCCUAGAGAAUCGGAGAGAGCGAUCUUGUAUUGGAAAGAAAUAAGUGGAGCAGUUUCUAAGGAUAUCGAUCUAACGCCUCUAUCAUUGAAUCGAUAAAUUUAACAAAUAAAUCGAUGUUUAACAUGAAUCAUCAGUAUCAACGUGAUGUACGAUGAUACAUAGAUACAGCGUUUUAUACCAAAGGAAUAUUUACUAAGAGAUCUAAUCUCUUGAGAUUAUAUUUAAGUCAUAGAGAUAAGAUAAACUCGUUGGCCAUAUAUUUACCUGUUCAAUCAUGAAAUUAGCAAUCAUUACAUUCUUCA